UCAUAGUGGAGUGAAACACGUCGUACCUCUGAUAAGAGAUUGACAGCUUAGAAACUUCCGAUAGUGGAGAGAUAAGAAAGAGAGAAGAAGUUCAGAGUUGGAAAUGAAGAGAGAUAUAUGUAGAAAAAGAUAUAGUCUAGAGUUGGUAGAGUGACAACGUGCUUAACAUAAAAUUUAUAAUCUUACGAAACCAAUUUACCCUCCGUAUUUUUUUCUCAUUGAUAUUUGCUAAAUUCAUUAAAGUGCUAUUACGCAAGUAAAGUUUUAGGUAGUGCGAAGAUUAGCAGGUACCGUUUAUUUAGUUAAAAAAUCUACUUACCGCUAACACUAAGAAAGUUAACCUGAAAAAGAAAAUAAUACUUACCUGUACACCUAUAGAUUGUCGACGUUGUAACCUUCGGUAGACCGGAACCUAGAAUUGUUGGGAGAACACUGAAAAUCUUUGUAGCUGCUUAGUAAGCAACUGAAAAACAGUGUCUAUUUCGUCUGCCGUGUUACAACAUUCUACAAAGAUUUUCAUCUCUGAGUAGGAGGAAAAUCGAAGUACAACCGAAGAUGUCUCUAGGAGGGGAAAAGCAGAAAAAUCAACGAAAUUGUGCGAGUUGCACACGAAACGAUUCUGCCGAUGAUAUGGUGUGCUGUGACAAAUGUGAGCGCUGGGAGCACUAUGAAUGUGCAGGAGUUACGGACUCGAUUGCUGAGCCAGAAUGCAGCUGGAUGUGUCGUCGUUGCAGUGCCCGCGCUGAGGAUCAACGGAGCAACACUAAGUCCGUUUUAUCCUUCAAUGAGUCAUCUGUAAGCAAAGGUAGUAAAAGGUCGCAAGCUAGACUACAAUUAAGCUUAAACCUUUUGGAAGCGCAGCGCGAUCUGCAACGUAAGCGGAUCGAAGAAGAGGAAGAGUAUCUUAAACGUAAGUUCUCUCUAUUGAUGGAGAUGGAAGAAGGAACCGACGCUGCUUGCAGUCGGAGCGGUGUCAGUUCGAGGGCCAAUCAGGAAAGGCUGCAGAAGUGGUUGGAGAGAGAAGCUGGGGCGAAAGUAAAUAGUGGCGAAGUAGCUACUACGUCUUGUCAGCGGUCGACCACGGGAUCAGCUGGUCCGAAAACAGAAUUUUCGAACGAUAUCAGUAAGGUACUUACGAGUCAAUCAGAACAAAAAACCUCUACCCCGCUGUUAGUUCCGACUAGUGUACAAACUAAUGUUAGUAUCCCCUAUAAGAGUGGUGUCAUCUCAUCAAUAACAAACGGUGGUAUCGCUAAGGUAGUAACUCAGUCGCAGAUCCAAAAUCUGAGUACCGUGCCGGUAUAUUCGUCAGCUGUUGCAAGCGUUACGAGCUCGUAUGACGUUUUCACCACGACUAAUACGAGUUGCCAUAAUUUCGGAUCCACUCCAUACAGCAUGCAGUCCGCCCCGACACAGAUCAUUCCGAAUAUUCCCACACAAUCAAAUGUAACGGUUGCCGAUUAUUUGCGAUCAAACGUUCCGAUGUUGGCUUAUAGUGUAGCCAAUCGGUCCUUUUUGCCACCAGUCAGUGCCAUUUCAACACACAGUCAUUCGCAUCCCGUCCCGCUUGUUCCAUUUAGUUGUCCGAGCACUAUUCCCUGGGUGGAAUCAGUAAACCAACCAUUAUACCCGUCGACAACGAUAAUGACGUCCCCAUACAUGGGACAGUCUAGUUCUGGGCUUAUUCUUAACCAUACUACGCCGACGGUGCCGAUAGUCUCUGCAGUCCGAACAACAUCGGAAAUUCAAUCCGCCAUCCCAGCAGUAGGAUUAACGAGUGCGCAGGCGGCGGCUCGCUCAGUUAUGUCGCGAGAUUUGCCAAAGUUUUCCGGAAAUCCCCGGGAUUGGCCCAUGUUCUACAGUAAUUAUAAAAACUCUACCAAUGCUUGCGGUUAUUCCAACGACGAAAAUAUGGCUAGAUUGCAACGUUGCCUGGAAGGUCAUGCGAGAGAGUCGGUGCGUAGCCGCUUGUUGAUGCCGGCGUCAGUACCACAUGUCAUAGAGACUCUCCGUAAAUUGUAUGGGAGACCGGAGUUAUUGAUAAAUUCUCUAUUGAAAGACGUUCGGGAUAUUCCGCCUUUGAGGGGAAACGAUUUAAAAGCUCUCGUUAAGUACGGACUUGCCGUACAAAAUUUAAUUGAACAUGUCAUUAUUGCCGAACAACCAAACCACCUAUCAAACCCAAUCCUGCUUCAAGAGUUGAUUGAAAAAUUACCGACAUCUUUACAAAUGCAGUGGGGGUGUUUCAAACUUUCCCGUGGCGAGGUCAACUUGGUGACCUUUAAUGAAUUCAUGCAGGGUUUAUUCAAUGUUGCAACGGAUCUCACGGCAAAUGAUGAAUCACAUACCCGAGUUGAUAUCCCCAGAAAGGAGAAAAAUCGCAAUGAAAAACUUUUCGUGCAUUCGGGUGAACCGGUAGAGGCUGUCACGCAGGUAGAUGAAAAUCAGGGGAGAAAACCUGACAAAACCUGUAGCUUCUGUGGGGAUAGUAAACAUUUGAUAUUAGCUUGUUUUGGAUUUAAAUCGUUGGAUCUAAACGGUCGGUGGAAAGCUGUUAACCAAAAAAGGCUUUGUCGCUCCUGUUUGGUACCGCAUUGGAAAGGUGCAUGUCGGUCGAAGCGAGAGUGUGGGAUAGACGGUUGUUGUAUUCGCCAUCAUCCCUUGUUGCAUUAUUCUCGCAAUGCUUUGGAAGUGCAAGCUGGGACUAGUAUGGCUAACAAUAGUUCCGUUGCUCACCAGAACCAUCAUUUCGCUGCUUCUUAUACACUUUUUCGAUACCUCCCGGUCACGCUGUUUGGAAACGGUACUGAAAUAAAAACUUUCGCGUUUCUCGAUGAUGGCUCUUCCUCGACAUUAUUAGAAGCGGGGUUAGCCAAACAAUUAGGGCUUUCGGGAAAACCUGAAACACUCUGGUUAAGCUGGACAGGGAAAAUAGAUCGCCACGAAAAGGAAUCGGAGCGCGUACACUUGAAAGUAGGUGGAUCUGGGUGGAAAUCAUCGUUUGCACUGGAGAACGUGAGAACGGUUCGGAAUUUAGGUCUACCCAGCCAGACACUGGAUUAUAACAAUCUUUCCAAAGUUUUUCCAUACUUGAGGGGUCUUCCAAUCGAAAGCUACACUAACGUGAGCCCCCAAAUCAUCAUUGGUUUAGAGCACGCUCGCUUACUGACAUCACUCAAAGUGCGCGAGGGUGACGGUUGCGGCCCGAUAGCUACCAAGACUAGACUGGGUUGGUGCCUAUUUGGCAGAAACUCACCGAUGGACACCGUCGUCGAGCAACUUCACGUCCAUGCGGAAGAGUCCAUGAGCAACAGUAAGCUUCACGAAUCGAUGAAGCGCUUUUUUGCGAUUGAGGAAGCUUCAGUUUCUAAAAAGUUAGAUGCAGAAGUGGACAAACGUGCGUGGCAGAUUUUAGAGAGUACGACUGUACUGAAGGGAAAUCAAUUUGAAACGGGGCUGCUUUGGCGAACAGAUAACCCAUGUUUUCCAGACAGUCUUCCGAUGGCAGUAAAGCGAUUCCAUAGCCUAGAAAAACGACUAGCGCGUGAACCAGUACUGGCUACAAAAGUUAGGGAACAAAUCGCCGAUUAUGAACGAAAAAAUUACGCACACCGAGCAACCAAAGUGGAACUGGAGACAACAGACCCUUCGCAUAGUUGGUAUCUACCACUAGGUGUAGUAACCACCCCAAAGAAACCUGAAAAAAUACGCCUCAUCUGGGAUGCCGCGGCGAAAACCAGAGGAAUAUCUUUCAACGACAUGCUUCUUAAAGGACCAGAUCUUCUUACUUCGUUGCCGGCCGUUUUACUUCGUUUCAGGCAAAGGAAAAUUGCCAUCUGCGGUGACAUAUGUGAAAUGUUUCACCAAAUCAGGAUACGCAAUGAAGAUAAACAGUUCCAACGGUUUCUCUGGAGAGAUGACCCCAAAGAUGCCGUGCAGAUAUGGGUGAUGGACGUUGCGACGUUUGGGGCGACUUGUUCCCCAUGUUCCGCCCAAUAUAUUAAAAAUUACAACGCACGGCGGUUCGAGAACAUUUACCCGAGAGCGGCGUCUGCUGUAAUUGACAACCACUACGUUGAUGAUUUUUUGGACAGCGUUGAUACGGUGGACGAAGCAGUGCAACUGGUAGAAAAGGUGAAAAGUAUACAUGCAGCAGGUGGAUUUAAAAUCGGUAAAUUCUUAUCGAACGCUCCUGUAGUACUUUCUCGACUAGGAGAGUCUAACGCAAACCGCUCAAAACCGUUUAAGAUGGAUGGUCACGGAGAAUCGGAACGAGUUCUUGGGAUGACCUGGAUUCCAUCCGUUGAUGCGUUUACCUUCGACACGACUAGUAUGCCGGAAAUUCGAGAGCUAGUGGACACCAAAGUGGUGCCUACUAAGCGUCAAGUUCUUCGUACCGUCAUGAAGCUGUUUGACCCACUUGGUCUGAUCGCACACUAUGUCAUACAGGGAAAAGUUCUGAUGCAGGAUGUUUGGAGAUCGGGAACUAACUGGGACGAGCCGAUAGCAGAACACUUGCGCGAUCGGUGGUACCGUUGGAUUGAGCUACUUCAUCAGCUAAGCUCAGUGAGGGUUCCACGUUGCUUCUUUGGCGGUGCAGAUUCGACAGCUUCAAGUGACAUACAACUGCACGUGCUAGUGGAUGCUAGUGAAAUAGCAUAUGCCUGUGUAGCAUACCUUAGAAUUCGGAUGGGAAAUGAAAUAAAAACUGCAUUAGUAGCUGCUAAAACGAAAGUGGCUCCGCUAAAACCACUCUCAAUUCCCCGUCUAGAGCUUCAAGCAGCAAUGAUUGGCGCACGUCUAGCACAAAAUGUGUGCUCGGAUUUAUCUUUAAAUAUCCAACGCAGGUACCUGUGGUCCGACUCAGCAACUGUGCUCGCAUGGCUACGCUCUGAUAGCCGUCGUUAUCACCAGUUUGUGGCGUUCCGGGUAGCAGAGAUUCUCUCCCUUAGUUGUAUGGACGAGUGGCGACAUAUCCCGUCGAAGCUAAAUGUAGCAGAUGAAGCAACAAAAUGGGGUUCAGGCCCAUGUUUCGAUCCAAAUAGUCGGUGGUUUCAAGGUUCCUAUUUCCUACACGACACGGAAGAGCGCUGGCCAGAGCCGCUCAAAAACAGUACAGCGACGUCUGAAGAAUUGCGAGCUGUACACCUACACAACGUCAAAAUAGUGGAACAGUUGUUUGAUCCAGAACGUUUCUCAAAAUGGUCGCGUAUGGUUCGAGCAAUGGCUUACGUACACCGGGCGGUAACAGUCUUCAAGAAAGGUCAACGUAUGCCAGAGAUUCUACAAAGCGAGGAACUUCAGAAGGCUGAGAUGACCAUCCUUCGUCAAGUACAAGCACAAACAUAUCCAGACGAAAUAGCAAACCUGCGUACUGGUAACACUGUCGAAAAAGCUAGUAGCAUAUACAAACUAGUUCCCUUUCUCGAUGAGUAUGAAGUCGUUCGGAUUGGGAGUCGAACCGGAGCUGCUCCAACCAUCCCGUAUUCAGCUAGAUUUCCAGCAAUACUUCCCAGAAAACAUCGUGUCACGGUUUUGCUAAUAGAUCAUUAUCAUCGUGAAUUUCUUCAUGGGAAUGACGAGACAGUUCACAAUGAAAUUCGGCAACGUUACUUUGUUCCUCGUCUGCGAACUACUAUUCGGACUGUAGCCGGUCUGUGUCAGUACUGUAAGGUAAAAAAGGCAGCUCCAAGUUCUCCGCAAAUGGCACCGCUCCCGAAAAUUCGACUCACUCCGUUUAUACGUCCAUUCACUUACGUUGGAGUGGACUAUUUUGGGCCUCUCGAGGUUAAAAUCGGUCGAAACACUGUCAAACGAUGGUGUGUAGUAGUUUGUCGAGUCAGUCCUGCAUAA
Wyeomyia smithii (pitcher-plant mosquito) is the source of this 5853-nucleotide messenger RNA. RefSeq lists its product as uncharacterized. The record is from RefSeq and is a predicted model, not a curated record. The coding region runs from base 556 to 5853 and encodes 1765 amino acids. NCBI's taxonomy places the organism in Eukaryota, Metazoa, Arthropoda, Insecta, Diptera, Culicidae. The transcript is spliced from 3 exons.